Rhagoletis zephyria (snowberry fruit fly) is the source of this 1353-nucleotide messenger RNA. RefSeq lists its product as uncharacterized. Gene Ontology annotation, cellular component: plasma membrane. Gene Ontology annotation, biological process: sodium ion transmembrane transport. NCBI's taxonomy places the organism in Eukaryota, Metazoa, Arthropoda, Insecta, Diptera, Tephritidae. Gene Ontology annotation, molecular function: ligand-gated sodium channel activity. The record is from RefSeq and is a predicted model, not a curated record.
UGGGGUUUAUGGCGUUUUGUAAUACAUACUUAUUUGUUACAAUUUCACAGCAUAGACGAGUAGUUCUAAACAUACAUUUCAAGGGUUCAGAAGCACAGAAUUGUUUUGGCGGGUUGGCGACAUUCACUUAAGCUUACUUAACGCUCACUGAGAAAAGCAAUUGCAGCGACCUGAAGAGCAAGCAGACGGAUUGCUAUCGAAGUCGAAAAACAUCUUAUUCGCUCUGGCCAUGACUGAGGUUGGUCUGUGUCGUACAACAUCGCAGCUCAAUAAAUACACGAAUCCCAAUGGAGAAAUAAAAACUAUGGAAGUUAGCCCUGUGCACUACUGUCUUUUCAUGAGCAUUUGCAACACGAAGCUAUAUCCAGAAUAUCCAGACGAUGCCGCUGUAUUCGUGUAUCUGCACAAUCCCUACGAUGUGGUUUCGCCCGGCCAUAUAACCAACGUCUACCAGACAGCUGCACCAGGCAGAGUUUUGACCGUUGACUUGGAGAUUAGCUCAUUCAGCGCCGAAGAUGAGGUGCGCGAUUUGCCAUCAGAGUAUCGAAAGUGUCGCUACCCGGACGAAAGUAAUCUGCUGUAUUUUGAGACCUACACCACAGCUUUGUGUUGCAUGGAACGUCGCAUUCACAGAGCCAUAGAGCUGUGUAAGUGCAAGCCGCACUUCUAUGUUGUGGCGCCCGAUCUGCCCGUUUGCAACAUCGAUCAGCUGCUGUGUUUACAUCGUCAAAAUUGGUCGCAGACAAACUGCACCGAUUGCGUUCAGCUCUGUGAGUAUAUGUUCUAUGUGCAGCUGCAGCAAAGCCUUUCGCCCUUCUUACAGACCGAGGGUUUUCUCAGCCAGAAAUUCGAACGCACCGUCGUUAUCCAACUUAGUCUGCCCUAUCGAGGCAUACGUCGGCGUGUGGUCUUCAGCUCUGACCAGUUAGUGGUCUCUUUUGGCGGUGCGGUUAGCCUCUUCCUGGGCGCUAGCUUCAUGACCUUCAACACAAUGGUGAAACUCUUUGGCGAAUUUGUUGCUCUCAAUUGUAUGUGCUUUUGGCGGCAACGAAGAGAGCGGCGAAAGCGCAGGAAGCUGGUGCGAGUGAGGGCCUUUUAGAGGCACCAAAAAUAAAGGAAAUACCACACAAGUCGUGCUUUCGUGGGGAAUGGUCUCAAUAGUAUAGAAUUGAGUAAGCAUAUUUUAAACGGCACUGCUGACACAAUCAGUUGAGUUAUCGAUUUUUUGUGGCGCAUUUCUGUUUUCUCUCAGUUUGCAGAAUGAUUGCCGCUUAUGCGAACAAAGCUAUCACGUGACACAAAAGCUGCUUGUAAUGAAAUGGCAGUUGAAAUUUUGCAGAAAAACGAAAUAUG